AUGGAAUUGAACUUGAGAGAGCAAGAUUUACGUACCAUAACGAAAUCAGAGUUUAUUCAAAACUAUUAUUCUUCGAAUCAGAAUUCAAAUAAAGAAAAAAUUAAAAAGGUUCUAAUAUCUGCUGAAGAAUUUAGGAAAUCUAGGGAUAUUGAAACGGGAAAUAUUCUAAUAGAUAAAUAUGGAAGUAAUGAUUAUAUGAAUAACGGAGAAAACGGGCGAGGGAUUACGUUUGUCGGUGAAGAAAAGAAAAAAGUAAAGGAGUUGUUACCUAAAUACAGAAUUAAUAUUCUAGCUAGUGAUUUGAUUCCUUUGAAUAGACUCGUUCCGGAUUCAAGACCUCCAAGGUGCAAAUACCGGACCUACGCACAUGAUCUCCCAACUACAAGUGUCAUUAUUCCAUUUUAUGACGAAUGGCCAUCGGUUUUAAUUCGAACUGUAUACAGCAUAAUUAACAGAACUCCUAGACAUUUACUUCAAGAAAUUAUAUUAGUUGACGACAAUAGUCAAAUGGUUGAACUGAAAAGGCCACUAGACGAGUAUAUCAAUGACAAUUUUCCUAAAGAUAUGAUAAAGAUUGUACGUAAUCCUAAACGUGUAGGCGCAGGUACGUCUCGAGUAAACGGAUGGCGAGCCUCAACUGGACAAGUUGCUGUGUUCUUUGACAGUCAAAUGGAAGUCAAUAUAGACUGGUUACAACCCUUGCUUACAGAGGUUAAGAAGGACAGAAAAACAAUAGCUAUGGCAGUACUUGACUAUGUAAAUGCAGAAAACUUUGAAUAUUAUUUCUACGAGAGUCAUUUGCCUCGCUAUGGGUUUGAAUGGAAACUUGGGUUUUUUGAAACUUUCUUCAGAAAAGAUCAGAUUGGAGCUACAGAGGAAGACGCAAGACCUGGUACGGUAAUGGUUGGUGCUGCGUAUGCCGUGGACAGUAACUAUUUUGGUGAGAUAGGUACUUACGAUGAAGACAUGUAUAUAUGGGGUGGUGAAAAUCUGGAAAUGUCUUGGAGGGUCUGGAUGUGUGGUGGACGUCUUAUUCACAUUCCCUGCUCUCAUAUAGGACACAUACCACGUUCACAGCCAUACAGUUUUCCCGGUGGUAGAAGGUAUGUCGAGGUUUACAAUUAUAAACGGGCAGUAGAAGUGUGGAUGGAACCGAAACACAGACGAUUUGUUUAUGAUAGUUACCCAGAAAUGGCGACUAUUGACGCUGGGGAUUUAUCAGAACGAUUCAAGCUGAAGGAGAAAUUGCAGUGUAAAAAUUUUACUUGGUUUUUGACAAAUAUCUGGCCGGAAUUAUUUAUCUUUGAUGAUAAUGUUUUUGCUUGGGGAUCAGCACGGAAUAUACAAAACAAUCAAUGUUUAGACAAUCAUAGUUAUCUAUAUCCAGCCCCAGAAGCACUUUAUUUAGAAAGAUGUCAUUACAAACUGGAAACUCAGGGGUUUUCAUGGACCAAAGAGAAGCUACUUCGAACAACUUUACAGUGUGUGGUUGUGAAAGACAUGCAUGAAGGUACCAGACCGGUGUUAGAAGGCUGUAUUAUAGGUCCUCGUGAUAAAUGGGACCAUAAAAAGAGUGGAUAUCUCAAACAUAUCAAAAGUGGAUUGUGUCUAGAUCAUGAUGGUCAGGGUCCAAUAAUGCGAGCAUGUAACAACCAGGUGGUCACACAAAAUUGGCAGUUUAACCAUUAUAAUUAUUGA
This is a messenger RNA of Mytilus trossulus (common blue mussel), 1698 nucleotides long. RefSeq names its product polypeptide N-acetylgalactosaminyltransferase 1-like. Gene Ontology annotation, cellular component: Golgi apparatus. The coding region runs from base 1 to 1698 and encodes 565 amino acids. The transcript has 10 exons. Gene Ontology annotation, molecular function: polypeptide N-acetylgalactosaminyltransferase activity. Gene Ontology annotation, biological process: protein O-linked glycosylation. The record is from RefSeq and is a predicted model, not a curated record. NCBI's taxonomy places the organism in Eukaryota, Metazoa, Mollusca, Bivalvia, Mytilida, Mytilidae.